UUGUAUAUUCUAUAAAUUAAAAGUUAUUUAAAAGCAUGCACACUCUAGAAUUCAGAUUUAAAAAUAGUACUAAAUUAAUGCAACCGAAACAUAAUUUGUUAACAAACCACCAUUACACAAACCAACACCCCUCGUACGCACUGCCGAACAGCAAAUUGUAUUGCCACAUAUCAGCGAUUGGGCCAAAUUAGAAAGGGGAACAUGGGAAAGGGAUAGAUAGAGCAAGAAGGCUACAAGGGUCUGAGAUGGCUAUUCACCAAAACAAUGGUCUACUAGUUGAUAGCAAGGUAGCCAUUGUAAAACCUUAGCUACGACCAGACAGUUCACAAAGAACCGCUCUCAAGUUAAAUUUUGAGUGAUACCUAUCCCGUGAGACUUUCAUAAGAAUCGAAUCAGGACCCAGAGGAUUAACGGCAAGAGGUUAGCCCAGAAGCCGGUGAAUCGCCCUCGUGUCGCAAGAGAAGGCCGAUUCGGCCGAAAAAGGGCAUGAUACCGCGGCCGCCCUCCGCCUAAAGACACCGCUCAGCACUCCCACGGUUCCUAGAGUUCCCGAUCUGCCGGUCCUCACCGGUAAUCGACACCAGAAACUGAGUUCACCGGACAUCGCCCGGUUCCCCGUCCGCCGGCUCCCGGCUCGCCGGUUAUCGGCCAUUACGGACCCCGGUAGCUCAGUAGCAGCCCUCGUUCGGAACAGAAGCUAGUCCGAACCAUCCCCGCAUGAUCCCGCAUGAUCUCCGUACACCGAUCGUCAUCCACGUUUCUUCCCACGUGGCACCAGCCCUGAUCCGCCCGCAUGCAGUUAGUCUGGCCCGCACAAACAGACGAACCCUCGCUUCCGGCAUCCACCCACGGACCCGCAACGGUCAACCGUCCAUUGUCCACGGUCCACCGUCCAUCGUCGCAGUGCGUAGCCGGCCGGCCCAACCACCCCACCCACAAUCACACACACACACCGAUAGAGUAAGUGCAAAAAUAAUAAAUAAGUUAAAAUGGUAUUUGGUUCUGUAUUUAUACCUUUUUCUGAAUGAAAGAGCCCUUGAAAGCGAUAUUUGCCGACCCUGAGAGCAUAGGAGCUUGGGCUCUGACUAGCUGGCAUCCAGGGCAGUAAUAAGGGGCGAUCUGCCCACGAGUAACAAUUGGCGCCCAAUCUAAACUAAAAGCUUUCAAGAGUUCUGGAAUUCAUUAGAUCAAUAAGAGUGUGCAUCGUAGGUUACGGCAAACAAAAGGUUUGACUGUUUCAACGGUAAUACGGCUGCGAAUAGCUAAGGGUAACAUUCAUAAAUUCAUUGGAUCAUCUUACUAGUGCGCGUACACUAACGAAAGUUUUCAUUUUUUGCUUGUUCUUACCAAAUAGCGGUUAUAUAGCUGCGGAGAAUUGAGUAAGAAAUUGGUUAUUGGGUCUUGAUUCGACCAUGAGCUAGAACCUCAAACGGUUUCAUAAGAAGCAAUACAGACAAUUAGAUUUUUUUGAAUAUUUUUCGCCGGGAAUUAAGUAAUAGGAUUCAAAUUUUUAGGUUACGGUUUUCAAAUUGUUUUGGAUAGCACGGUUUGUUAUUUUUCUUCAAAUUUGGGGUGAACCAAAAUGGAUUUACAAACCCUAUACAAGAGGAUGGAUGUGUCUCAUCUGUCUACUGAUGAGGUAGAGCACGAACUCCUUAUUAGAAAUAUUAUGUAUGGCUUGGAUGAACAUGUAAGUAUUAAGCGGAGAAAACUAAAGGAUAAAAUGAAGGAAGAAAGGGACACAAACAGGUUUGUAGCAGCUCCCAGCUGGAGACCAGUAGCGGAAGAAUUGGAAAUUAUACGUUUCAAGCUUAAUGUUAUUGGUGGGUUGCUGGACAACCCAAAAGCCGAUGCACGUCAAAGAGAAAAAUUAAGCACUAGACUGGUUCAUUAUCGUGUGCGAAUCUUCAUGCUAUUCAAAUCGGUUGAUGCGAAUGAAUAUUUAGUAGAUAUUGCCGAUGUGGGGAGGCAAGCGAGUGAAAUAUUUCAGAAGCAUUUUCCGGAGAUGGAAGUGGUUGAGGAGGCUUUAGAACACGCUGCACCAUUAGAGACAGAGAUUAGUCAAGUUUUGGAGGAAGUAAGGGACGAAAUUGAUGUUCUCAAUGAUACAGUAUCAGGUAGAGAGUUAGAAGAGGCUGUUGCACUGGAGGAAGCUAGUGGAGGUGCGAAAAAGAAACCUUUGAGUUCCAAAAAGCAAGAGCUAGAAGCUUCAAUGGGGCGGUCAGAAGAGAUCCUCAAGAUCCUUACGGGUUAUGAGGAAGGGAAUCAUGAUAACGUCAAAGAUAUAAUGCAUCAUUUAAAAACUUUUGUUUUGCAAACUACGGAGCAACAAAGGCAAAUGAAGGAAAAGGAGAUAGCUUUGGAAGAGCAGAGAAUGAGGGAGGCAGAGGAAAACAUAGAGCGGAAAAAACGAUUAGAAAAAUUAUUGAUAAAUUUGAAUGAACGGUUAAAGAAAGGUCAGGAGAGUACUACUGAGAGUUUGAGACAAAAAUCGGAGCGAAAUUUAGAGAGAGGGAAAAAGGCAUUCGAACCGACAAGAGAGGAAGAUAUAGGAGACUCUGGAGAAGAAGAUCGUAAUACUAAGAUUGGUACUAACCAGUUCUCCCCGGUGGAGACUAUGUCAGAGAGUUCCCUAGAAGAGUACCAAAAUGCUAGGCCGAGGAAGGAAAAACGCGAGAAAAGAAAGAAGAAAGACCAGAGACGAGAGAAAAUCCGAAGUUUGUCCAAGGCAAACCGAAUCAGAAAGCGACACCGAAAGGUGAGCUUUUCAUCGAUUUCAACGUCUUCGAGCAGCUCAUCAACUUCGAGCAGUUCGGAAAUGACUAGCGAUUCGAAUUCCGAAAGUUCGUCAGUCUCAAGCGUUGAAGAAAGGCAUAAAAAGAAAAAGCAUAGGAAGGAGAGGAAAGCUAGGAAAAGUCUUAGGAGAAUCCCCGUAUCGGAAUGGAAAUUGAAGUAUGACGGUAGAGAUCAGGGGCGGCGGUUAGCCGAAUUCCUCAAGGAGGUGAAAAUGCGCUGUAAAUCGGAAGAUAUUUCUGAAAGAGAGCUAUUUCGUGGUGCAAUCCAUUUAUUCAGCGGACGUGCCAAGGACUGGUUCAUGGAAAGCUUCGAGAAUCGUGACUUCCGUACUUGGUCAGGGCUUAAAAGGGAACUUAAACGCGAAUUUCUACCACCGGAUCUAGAUUUUCAGAUCGAAAUCCAGGCUACAAAUAGGCGACAAGCUCGAGGAGAAAAGUUUGUAGAUUACCUGCAUGAUAUGCAAAAGCUCUUCCAAUCGAUGACCAAACCAAUUUCGGACCAACGAAAGUUCGAAAUUGUUUGGCGCAAUAUGAGGUAUGACUAUAAAAACGCGUUGACAGGGGCAGGAAUUAGGUCACUAUCCAGACUAAAAAAAUACGGCAGGAUAAUCGAUGAAAACAAUUGGAACAUGUUUCAAAAGCCCAGUGAAAGUCGUUCUAAAGUUCAGCUGGUGAACGAAAUGACAGCUUCGAGCAGUUCGAAAUUAAAACAAAUUCCUGGAAGCGGUCAGAACUCGCGCAGCUUUUCCCAGAGCAAGCCUAAGCAAAGCUCAGAGGGAGAGAAAAUUAAACAGCGGGUAGAGCAAAAUGAGGGGAAGGCGGGGAAGAGCAAAGAGGAUCCCAUGGAAGGAUCUUCCAAGGGAACUUUGAGAGCUUUAUCCGAACGUUACGUUCGCCCACCUAUAGGCACUUGCUAUAACUGCAGGAAGCAUGGGCACCACUAUGGUGACUGCUCCGAGAAGCGGAAAAAGUUUUGUAGACUGUGUGGCUUUUUGGAUGUUAUUACGCCUGAAUGUCCAUUCUGUCAAAAAAACGAGCAGAGCUCAGCUUGAGAAGGCAAGCUGAUGAGUCGCUUAAAAAUCCUUCCACAGUUGAUCACGUUUACACCGACCUACUAGCAAACGGUUUCGAACCCAUUUCCAGUGUGGAUUAUUGUUCGGAAAUGGAGAUUGAUGAGCUUAUUGUUCGAAUCGAUGGAGAUAAUCGACCUUACACGAAAAUAUAUGUCCUAGGAAAGGAGGUAAUUGGGUUGCUAGAUAGUGGCGCCCAGAGAACUGUUCUAGGGUUUGGGUGUAAGAAGCUCGUCAGAGACCUGAAAUUGAAAAUUUUUCCCACUGAUGUGUCAUUAAAAACCGCUUCAGGAGCCCCAGUGGAAGUUGAAGGAUAUGUCCAUUUACCUGUGACCUUCAAUGAUGAGAAUAAAAUCAUUCCGGCUUUGAUUGCUCCAAAUCUCAAACGCAGAUUGAUUUUGGGGGUAUGACGACUUUUGGAGAUCUUUUGGCCUUGAGCCCACUGUACCGUCGCAGCACACUGAGCUGGUGGACGAGUUGGAAGAAGGAAGUGUAGAGGGGUAUGAACAAGGAGGGGAGGGAGAGGUAGAAAUUCUCUCACCAGAACAGAAAUUAGAGCUGGACGAGGUUAAAAAGCUUUUUCAAUCGGCAGUUGAAGGAGAAGUUCUUGGGGUCACUCCUAUUAUCUCACAUAAAAUUGAAUUGAAGGAAGAGUUCCAGAACUCUCCACCGGUGAGAAUAAACCCCUACCCAACGUCUCCCGAUAUGCAAAGGAAGAUCAAUAUUGAAUUAGACAAAAUGCUCAGUCAAAAAGUGAUCGAACCCAGUAAGAGCGAUUGGGCCCUAAGUACGGUCCCCGUCCUCAAACCUACCGGCGAAGUCCGUCUAUGCCUAGACGCCAGGCGAUUGAAUGAUCGGACUAGGAGGGACGCUUAUCCUCUCCCACACCAAGAUCGUAUAUUGAGUAGGCUAGGGUCAAGCAAGUUUCUAACGACCAUUGAUUUGACGAAAGCUUUUCUACAAAUCCCUUUGGACCCUAGCUCACGAAAAUAUACAGCGUUCUCGGUGUUGGGUAGAGGAUUGUUCCAGUUCACCCGCCUACCCUUCGGCUUAGUGAAUAGUCCAGCUACACUAGCCCGACUCAUGGACGAGGUCCUAGGGUACGGUGAACUGGAACCGAGUGUGUUUGUUUACCUCGACGACAUCGUCGUGGUAAGCAGCACAUUCGAAGCACACCUCCAGUCUUUGAGAGAGGUUGCCCGUCGAUUACGAUUGGCCAACUUAUCUAUUAAUCUCGACAAGUCGAAAUUCUGUUUAAGAGAGCUACCUUACCUUGGGUACAUUAUCUCAUCGGAUGGUCUGCGCCCAAACCCCGACCGCGUAGAGGCCAUCAUAAAUUACGAGCGCCCAACCUCACUUCGAGCCCUUCGCCGUUUUUUGGGAAUGUCGAAUUAUUAUCGACGCUUUAUUCCUCGUUUCAGCGAGAUUUCUGUUCCCCUUACGAAUCUUUUGAAGAAAAAGCCUAAAACGAUUGUCUGGAACCCAGCUGCUGAGAAAUCUUUCAUCCAACUGAAAGAGAGUUUGAUUGCGGCACCGGUUCUCGCAAAUCCAAACUUUGAGCUACCGUUCCAAGUUCAAACUGAUGCGAGCGACAGUGCUAUCGCUGCCAUACUCACGCAGCAGCAUGAAUGCGGAGAGAAAGUGGUGGCAUAUUUCUCGCAAAAGCUUUCCCCAGCACAACAGGCUUAUGCUGCUUCGGAAAAAGAAGGCCUAGCCGUGUUAACAGCCAUCGACAAAUUCAGGCCGUACAUUGAAGGUACAAGAUUUGUGGUCAUAACUGAUGCGUCCGCUCUCACCCAUAUUAUGAAUGGGAAGUGGCGUACCUCAUCAAGGCUCAGUCGCUGGAGCAUUGAGCUUCAGGGCUACGAUUUUGAGAUACGACAUCGGAGAGGAAGGGAUAACGUGAUCCCUGAUGCGCUCUCCCGUUCAAUAGAAGCAGCUACCCUUGAUGACGGAGACGCAUGGUACUCCACUAUAUACAAUAAAGUACUCUCUGCGCCAGAUGAGUGUACCGACUAUAAAGUAGAAACAGGGAAACUUUUUAAAUUCGUUCCCAGCAAAACCAAAGUUUUGGAUUUUAGAUUUGAGUGGAAACUAUGUGUUCCGGAGAAAUCUCGAGAGGAGGUUCUCCGAAGAGAGCACGACGAUUCGCUUCAUGUGGGGUACGAAAAGCUUCU
Messenger RNA from Aedes albopictus (Asian tiger mosquito), 6042 nucleotides. Its product is annotated as myb-like protein X. Gene Ontology annotation, molecular function: zinc ion binding; nucleic acid binding. The transcript has 2 exons. NCBI's taxonomy places the organism in Eukaryota, Metazoa, Arthropoda, Insecta, Diptera, Culicidae. Bases 1583 to 3847 code for a protein of 754 amino acids. The record is from RefSeq and is a predicted model, not a curated record.